GUUCACGUUAGCCCCCGCGCUCUCAGCCAUUCGAUGGAGGAUAAGGUAGCCAUGUUGUAGUCGGUGGAAAGAAAGCACAAACCGGACAAACUCGGUGCAGACUCCGUUACCGUCGAUCACACGGCUCGUAGCGGCCGUCCAUCCUGUUUUCUGAUCGGACUGCCUACCUGUAGCAGACACCAUGAGCGGCGGGACGCCUUACCUGGGCAGCAAAAUCAGCCUGAUCUCGAAGGCCGAGAUCCGCUACGAAGGGAUCCUGUACACCAUCGACACCGAGAACUCCACCGUGGCUCUGGCUAAAGUGCGUUCAUUUGGCACGGAGGACAGACCCACGGACAGGCCCAUCCCUCCUCGAGAUGACACCUUUGAGUACAUCAUCUUCAGAGGCAGCGACAUCAAGGACCUGACAGUGUGUGAGCCGCCUAAACCAACAUGCUCUCUUCCUCAGGACCCUGCCAUUGUUCAGUCGUCCAUGAGCUCCAGCUCCUCGUCUUCUGCUGCCGCUGCUCCGACCCCGUUCCAGUCCGCUGGUUCCUACGGCCUCUUCAACCGAGCUCCAGUUCCUGCCUAUAACCAGUUCAGCACCAGCCCCCUGGUUUCCCCUCAGUUUGGACCAGUUGGUGUCGGACGAUCAGUGCCCUCCUUUGUGAGCAGCACGAGCACAGCCUCGACCCAGUCUCAGAGCACUGCUAUUGGCUCUGCUCUGUCCUCUGAAUAUCGCUCUCUGGGUCCGUUUGUAACUGAAGGCCGCAGCAGCCCCACCCUGGACCCUUUGCGGAAGAGCCCCACCCUGGAGCAGGUGAUCCAAACUUCCCCGUCGGCUCCGUCAGCCCCGACCACUACCACCACAGCCCCAGCCCCCGGCCUGGGACGCAGGAGCCCCACCCACGGUCGCACGGCCCCCUCCAGUGCCGGUCAGGGCAUCCAGAAGGUCCAGCACCAGGAAGGCGUGGACACGAGGAGGGGUGAGACUGUCAGGGGAGGCCGCAGCAGCCAGGGCUGGUCUGCACCCCGAACCAUCUCCGCCUCUCACAUCACUGCUGUAGAUAGGGCUUCCACUGCAGGGCUUACCCACUCUAUCUUUAGCCACCCAGGCACAGACGUCCAGAAAGCCCCCAAACCAGAGUCUGAGCAGGCGCGAGGUGAAGGCAGGGAUACCAGUAAACGUUCCACAGCGGCUGCUGGAGCACCGGCUAACCGGCGUGGUCGAGGGGGUGGACACCGCGGCAGAGGGCGCUUCAACGUUCGCCGAGACGGACCCAUGAAGUUCGAGAAAGACUUCGACUUUGAGAGCGCCAACGCCCAGUUCAACAAGGAGGAGAUCGACAGGGAGUUCCAGAGCAAGCUCAAACUAAAAGAUGAGAAGACUGAGAAGUCGGAGAAAGCGGUGAACGGAGAGGAUAAGGGCGACUCAGGUGUGGAAACCCAGAACAGCGAAGGUAACGCUGAUGAAGAGGGUGACCCACUUGGCCCCAACUGCUACUACGACAAGUCCAAGUCCUUCUUCGACAACAUCUCCUGUGAUGACACCAGGAAAGCAAAUGAGAAGUCUGGAGUCUCAGGUUUCCCAAGGGAGCGGAGGCAGACCUGGGCAGAGGAGAGGAGGAUGAAUGCCGAGACGUUCGGCAUCCCCCUCCGUCAGGGCCGAGGCCGCGGAGGUUACCGUGGACGUGGAGGUAUGGGCUUCCGCGGAGGUCGGGGUCGUUCGGCUAGCCGAGGGUCCUUCGGGCCGCCACAGGGAGGCGGCGGCUUCAGGGGAGGAUACAGAGGAAACCAGGCUGGACGAGAGUUCGCCGACUUAUCAGCAUACAGGAAGGACAACAAAGUGGCUGCGUAGUGUCGACAGGAGGAAGCUUCUCCAGAAAGGUGGAACUUCUUCACGCUUCAGUGGAAAACAAAUAGUUUUGGUUGACUAAAAUAAUGAAGAUUGUCUACUAGUUGUAUAUUUGUCACCAGCACUGGGGGUAGACUGCUCGAACACAACGGUGGAAACAACAACAACAACAAGAAAAACAUUCUAAAAAAAAAAGUCCAGAUCUCAACAAAAUAAUUUCCAGGUGGCUGAAAUAAUUAUGUAUAAAUGUCAUAUUUCAGAGGGAUGUUUUUUGUUUUUAAUGAAUUAUGUCCCCGGCCCCUUUCCUAAACCUGUCUUUGAUAAUAUUUUGUUAGCUGUCAGGGGUUGUUUGACUGACACAUAGCUUUAUUUGGGGGGUGGGUUCAGCAUAUCCUGUAAGUGCAGCACCGGAACAGCCCACAGGAUCUCAGUCACACCUUUCUAACAUGUAUUUUUCUACUACUACAUAGACUCUUCAUCAUCCUGUCGUCACCGUCACGUCUCUCCCACCUCUUCAGUGCUCGUGAUCUUUCACCUCAAACCUCUCUCACAGUCACUUUCAGCUCCGCAGCUUCCUUUCCUCUCUCAGUCGAUCUUUAAAGUAUUGACUCGUGUUUCACAUCUUGACAUUAGCGUAGGGAGCAACAUGUGUACUCAACUGGUUUUUGUGGUAGUUUUUACUCCCAGUCCACAAGCUAACUGGGUCACAGAUGGAUCAUAGGUCAAAUUUCAGAAGUUUUCUUUGGAUAUUUUUCAUUUAUUUCUCUGUGAUUUGCUUCAUUCAUGAGUUGCUGGUGCUUAAAGGGGCUUCGGUUAGUUAGAGCUGUAGUGUAAAAUCUUAAUAUUAACUAGCUUAAAGCCUCUCAGCUGAUAGGCCUCCUAGAUAUGGAAGAUUUAAAAUGCCCAAAGUAAAACAAAUCAGAUUAAGUGGAAGUGUUGAUGUGUGCAUUAACUGGGUCAUAAAAAUGCCAUUAUUGAACUUAACUCUUUAAUCAGUUGUUUUUUUAUUGUAAAAAAUCCAAUCACAACAGAGGAGUGUAAUGUUUCAGUGAUGUCCAGCAGAGAGCAGCACAGACCUGCCAGUACUAGACAAUAUACACUAUCAUGAGGACGAGAGAGUUUGUUUUUAGAGAUGGAAAACUGCGUGGGUGCUUGAAGAGAUAAUUUAUUAAGUACAAUUGCAACGUUUCCGCAGUUUCAUCAAAAUCUCAUGUCAGUUGACUUUGUAAUAAAUACAUCACUUUGAUUUCUGUGUUGUGAUUUGAUUUUUACGAAGAUAAAUUUGUCUCAAAUUGUGAACGGACCAACAAUCGGUAUGUUAAUGUGUAAUCUGUGAAUAUAAGACACCCUCCAAGAAGACAAAAAGAUUUGUAAACUCACAAAACUAUUUUGCAAAUAUAAAACGUAUAAAAAAAAUUCGCAGUCAAAGGCCACAAAAAAAACUGCAAAUAUAAAAUUACAAAAUAUGAAAAAUAUAAUAUAUAAAAAAAAACAUUUGCAAAUAUAAAAUGGACAUGGAAAUGCACCAAUAAAAAAUCUGUGAAAGCAUUUAUUUAACAAAUAAACAAAAAGCAUGGGUGAAUAUUUUCCAAACAUAAGUUUAAAAAAAAGAUAUUUGUGAAUCUGAAUUCUAAGAUAGCAGAUUUGCAUUUAACGCACACUCUAUUUUUCCAUUUUAUAUUUGCAAUUUAAAAGAUAUAAUUAUUUUUCGGGAAUUUGUGUAUUUGCACAUCUGUUUUAUAUCUGCAAAAUAGUUUUUGGUGUUUACGAAUUUUUUUUUCAUUUGUGGAAGUUGUACAGAUUACACAUUUACACACAGACUGUCAGUCUGUUCACAGCUAUUGAGACAAAUUGAUCUCCGUAGACUAGAUGUGGAAAAUUCAUGUCACAAUGAAAAACAUUUCUUCCAGUUAUUAAAGACAAAAACGCAAAACAUGUUUUCUUGUAACAUGUUUUUCUUUGAAUUAUGACAGUAACUGCACACAUAUAAAAGAAAUACAAAUAUUAAGUAAUAUUAUUAUUUAACUUACUUGGUUAUAUUUAUUUUGGGCAUUUAAAAUCUUCCGUAGCCGAAGGUGUUUGCACUUUUCCAGGUGAUACUACUCGUUCAUACGUUCUGUACGUUCAGCUGCUGCUGCUUCCAGAGACACACUAAUUUAUACAUUCAGGCUGAAUAAAACCCACAGGUCCCAUUUCAUCCACCUGUUACAGUACAACUUCACGUUUAAUGCCACUAACUUUGUCCCGCGGCACUGCACAGUGGUGGACAGCCCGCUAAAGCUACAGGAAGUGAUGUCAACUAUAAAUAGAAAAUAAACAGAGUAGAAACAUGCUAGCUGUCUGCGUGUAGCAACAUAGUUUUCUAGCAAUACUCCUACUUCUCUUUGAGGUUACGAAGGAUUGGGUCUGAUGAGUUAUGACUGAAUAAUCUGACGCCGUCUCGGCCUGGCAUGAUUUAAGUACUUUAAAACUCUUUCAGAGGGUUUGUUGUUGUUUUUUUUGUUUUUUUUUUAAAUCUGAUUUGGCAGGAAAUGUAUAGAGUUGCACUUUUAAUGCUGUUUUCUGUUCAUUUGUCCUGAGAUUGUAUUCAGAUAACAUAGACUCUGUAGUGUCAUGAUAACUGACUCCACUGAGAAUCAAUAGGCUAAAAGACACGUGAAUAUUGUUGUCAGCAGACCUGGGUCAAACACUGUCAACAAGGAUGGCUAGGUCCAUUUGGUUUGGGCUGUUUUCAUCAGAGAAAAGCCGUAAAACUGACUUUCCAGCUGAUCUUCAGCAUCUCGAAUACUUGCAGUAGUUUAAAAUGUAUAAAAGUAAAAUGAAGUUGUGUGUUGACCCGGGGCUGCUCCCCUAAAGUUGUGUCUGCUUCAUGGCUUUGACUCCAGAACAAAAGAAAUUCUAAUGAAAAGAUGUCAGGCUGACAUGCAAAGCUACCUUUAAAGUACUUAAUUGUGCUCAGGAAAUGUAGAGAAAAUGUUUUCUUGAUUCGCCUUAAUGCUCGAGAAUAACAGCUAACAUCGCAUCAGAGAAGAGACAAAUGUAAAGACAAGAGAUUUAAGACUUUAUUGCACACAGCUUUUUAAAAUCUUGACAAGUGGAAUUGAACUUUAACGUGUUCCCUCACUGCUGUAGAAGCUGUUCCUUCGCAUUAAGGCACUAAAACUGUUCGUUUCACCCGUGUGAGAGUUUUUGGGAGCUUUGAGAAAAACUGGAGUUGGACACAAGAAGAAAAGCUGCAGCUCUCAGACAGAUGUGACAUGUUCUCGUGUUUCACCACAAUAAAUAUAAACUCUUAUGUUGUUUGACUCUAAGUAAUACAUUUAAAUGAUGUGUUAUAAAACUCCAAGUAAAAUAAAAUCAUCUUGCAAAACUUUCUACUUCCUUAUUUUGGCUUUUAAUAAUGAAUUAGAAAGUAAGAUAUUCAUUCUCACUCUCUCAAUGUAACUAUCUUGUCAUGUUUUUACGUUUGGCUUCAAAAUGCAUCAUUUAAAUUUGAUUAAUGUAUUUAAAAUAGCUGUUUAUCAUUGAUUAAUGCAUGAAUUGAUUCAUAAGUAAGCACUGUAAAUGUCUAUAAUUAUUGUGGGGGUACAGUCGAGGCUCUGUUACGAUAUAUUUAUCUUCAGAAAAAUCAAACCGCAGCUGACAGACGCUUCAGUUUUGGGAUACGUUGGUGUCAAACGUGGCUGAAAGCUGCAAACUUUUCUUCGUGUGUCCAAACUCAUUGUGUAUCCAGGUGUCCAGUGCAGGACAGAAACCCUAAUUUGUUUUACUUUGUUUUGGGAGACAUUUCAGAGGGUCGUCGAUCACAGACAGCAGUGGUUCUCAGACGUUCAGGUGUCACGUCAGAGCUGGAAAGAAAGGACAAAUGUCAAAGCUUCUGUCAGGGCUGGAUUACAAACCAGGGCCUGAAAGCUCUCAGCUCACUGUGGCCAAGUAGUUUGUGGUAAUUUAAUCAAUAAUGCUGACAAAGAAAGCCCAUUAUAAACUGAAAUGACUAGAGCCUCAAAGGGACAAACCAGAUAUAACAUGACCCAGAAACAGGGAAAAUACAGUGAAGACCUUAAAAAAAAGAACAACCUCUAAAGAUUUUAAGGCAUGUCUCUGGUUAUGACAGACGCAGGAUAGCAGUGUUUUGUGACAAUAAAGACUGAACAUAUCAGAAACCUUAAAGUGAACAAUAACUCUUGGUAAGGGUGGUGGAAAAAACAAAAAUCCAGAACAGCUUGAGAUCAUCAACACCAAGCUUUAACAAUCUUAAUUUAAGAGCACCAUGAGCUUUUGUUACAGCUGUUUGUAUGGUUUCGGUCUUUAUGCUAAGCUAAGCUAACAUUUUCCCUGUUUCCAGUCUCUAUACUAACUUAACUAGCUACUGGCUGUAGCUUUGAAUUUACCGUAGACAUAAAACUCACAAGGUUUCACCCUAAAGCAGGAUUUAUAUUUAUUUACGCUGCUGUGAGCAUUUAUACUUGUGUGGUGGUGUGUCUGUCACUCUGCAGUUACACCUCCAAAACACUAGUUGGCGAUGAGGUUUCUUAAGUGCUAUAAAGUUAGAUUGAUUCAAAACACACAUUAAACAUGGCUUAAUAGAGACACUUUCAAACACAAGUACACAAAUUAGCUUCACUAUAACUCGCAGCAUUCACAGACAAAGCACUUGUCUUUAUCUGGAUACAUUUUCCCCACAAUUACAACAUGCUAACGUUAUUAGCACAAGCCUAUGGCAUUUUACAUAGUACGAAUUAGCCUAGCGACUAGCAGACUUUUCCCUCUUAUAUGAAGCCAGGGACAACAGCAACAUGUAACAAAGGAAACGGCACAAGAUUCGGCUCCUUUACAACUCACAAGGUUUACUGACAAAAUAACAGUCUUACACUUUACACAUUAUUCCCCACAAAUACAACAUGCUAACGUGUCGUUUGAUACAGAAGAAAAUCGCAAAACUCCCUUCAAAAAUCAGUGAUUUUAGGUUUCCUUCCUGUGUCUGGACAUUACAUGUUGAUACUGAAAUGCCAUCUUAAUUUAUUCAGAAUUGUUCUUGUUUUUUAUUUAAUUCGGCUAAGGAUUUUCCGUUAACAUUCUUGAUGCUAAGCUAAACUAACCAGCUGUAGCUUCAAAUUGAGCGCACAGACAUGAGAGUGGUACUAAUGUCAAUGUCUGACUCUCAGAAGGAAAGAAAAGAAAUGUUAACUGUCCCUUUAAAUUAUUUCAGUUUAUAUUGGUAUUUCAUGGUGCAUUUUACUAAUUCGUGUGUUCUUUAUUAUGUUACCACAAACUAUUUACUGACAGGUACAUCCACAGCGUACAGAGACUGGGAGAAAUGGGGGAGCUGGGUCAGUGGAGGUGCCUGGUGUUAAUGCUGCUCUGCAUAUUGGGAAUAAAUAUACUUAUAACUGAUUCACUGUCCAUGUUUUGUAAAAGUUAAAGGCACAUUUGAGGCUCCUCUGAUACAAAGUUGAGAACCACUGAGAUGUAAGGAGUGUGUGUUAUUGUCUGAUUGGACAGAUGCUGUGGGAGGAGGUGAUGGAGGGGGGGUCAUGUGCCUGGAUAUUUAAAGGAAGCCCUUUCACGUCAGGUUUUGACCAGUGAUGUAAACAAACGCACACCAACACUACACGAUGCUCGUAUUUGUCCGUGGCCACAACAGCGGGUGGAAUAAAAAAUAAUAGUUUUGAGGUUGUUGAUGCAAUAACUGAAGUGGCGGUUUGAGCAUCAGGAGGUCGCGUUUGCUUCUCGCUUCUGGCUUCCUGUAACACUCUAUGGAGUCACAGCCACCUGUUUUUGUCUUUGAGCCCAGCAUGACAUCCUCCUCUGUGGGCCUCAGUGGACUGGGGUUUUUAUUAAGAGCAAAUAAUAAACAGUUGUUCAUUA
Epinephelus moara (kelp grouper) is the source of this 7702-nucleotide messenger RNA. It is a transcript of the gene lsm14aa, whose product is annotated as LSM14A mRNA processing body assembly factor a. The record is from RefSeq and is a predicted model, not a curated record. The coding region runs from base 182 to 1837 and encodes 551 amino acids. Gene Ontology annotation, cellular component: P-body. Gene Ontology annotation, biological process: cytoplasmic stress granule assembly; P-body assembly. The transcript is spliced from 11 exons. Gene Ontology annotation, molecular function: mRNA binding. Lineage: Eukaryota; Metazoa; Chordata; Actinopteri; Perciformes; Serranidae.